GCUCCCGAGAAGAGGGCGGAGGAGAAGAGGAAGGAGGUGGACGCUGGGCCCCGUCCCCAUUCAUUGCCGCGGUCAGUCGGGCGGGGGUCUGGUGUUUUGGGGAUUAUGGAGGCGCUAAUUCCUGUCAUCAAUAAGCUUCAGGAUGUCUUCAACACGGUGGGCGCCGACAUCAUCCAGCUGCCUCAGAUCGUCGUUGUAGGAACGCAGAGCAGUGGAAAGAGCUCAGUGCUAGAAAGCCUAGUGGGGAGGGACCUGCUUCCCAGAGGUACUGGUAUUGUCACUCGGAGACCACUCAUUCUGCAACUGGUCCAUGUUUCACCAGAAGAUAAACGAAAAACAACAGGAGAAGAAAAUGACCCUGCUACAUGGAAAAACUCAAGACACCUUUCUAAAGGGGUAGAAGCAGAAGAAUGGGGUAAAUUUCUUCACACCAAAAAUAAGCUUUACACAGAUUUUGAUGAAAUUCGACAAGAAAUUGAAAAUGAAACAGAAAGAAUUUCAGGAAAUAAUAAGGGAGUAAGCCCUGAACCAAUCCAUCUUAAGAUUUUUUCACCCAACGUUGUCAAUUUGACACUUGUGGAUUUGCCAGGAAUGACCAAGGUGCCUGUAGGAGAUCAACCUAAGGAUAUUGAGCUUCAAAUCAGAGAGCUCAUUCUUCGGUUCAUCAGUAAUCCCAAUUCCAUUAUCCUCGCUGUCACUGCUGCUAAUACAGAUAUGGCAACAUCAGAGGCACUUAAAAUUUCAAGAGAGGUAGAUCCAGAUGGUCGCAGAACCCUAGCUGUGAUCACUAAACUUGAUCUCAUGGAUGCGGGUACUGAUGCCAUGGAUGUAUUGAUGGGAAGGGUUAUUCCAGUCAAACUUGGAAUAAUUGGAGUAGUUAACAGGAGCCAGCUAGAUAUUAACAAUAAGAAGAGUGUAACUGAUUCAAUCCGUGAUGAAUAUGCUUUUCUUCAAAAGAAAUACCCAUCUCUGGCCAAUAGAAAUGGAACAAAGUAUCUUGCUAGGACUCUAAACAGGUUACUGAUGCAUCACAUCAGAGAUUGCUUACCUGAGUUGAAAACACGAAUAAAUGUUCUUGCUGCUCAAUAUCAGUCUCUUCUAAAUAGCUAUGGUGAACCUGUGGAUGAUAAGAGUGCUACUUUACUCCAGCUUAUUACCAAGUUUGCCACAGAAUAUUGUAACACUAUUGAAGGAACUGCAAAAUAUAUCGAAACUUCAGAACUAUGCGGUGGUGCUAGAAUUUGUUAUAUUUUCCAUGAGACUUUUGGUCGAACCUUAGAAUCUGUUGACCCAUUAGGUGGCCUUAACACUAUUGACAUUUUGACUGCUAUUAGAAAUGCUACUGGUCCUCGUCCUGCUUUGUUUGUGCCCGAGGUUUCAUUUGAGUUAUUGGUCAAACGACAAAUCAAACGUUUAGAAGAGCCCAGCCUCCGUUGUGUGGAACUGGUUCAUGAGGAAAUGCAAAGGAUCAUUCAGCACUGUAGCAAUUAUAGUACACAGGAAUUGCUACGGUUUCCUAAACUUCAUGAUGCCAUAGUUGAAGUAGUGACUUGUCUUCUUCGCAAAAGGUUGCCUGUUACAAAUGAAAUGGUCCAUAACUUAGUGGCAAUUGAAUUGGCUUAUAUCAAUACAAAACAUCCUGAUUUUGCUGAUGCUUGUGGGCUAAUGAACAAUAAUAUAGAGGAACAAAGGAGAAACAGGCUAGCAAGAGAAUUACCUUCAGCUGUAUCACGAGACAAGUCUUCUAAAGUUCCAAGUGCUUUGGCACCUGCCUCCCAGGAGCCCUCCCCUGCUGCUUCUGCUGAGGCUGAUGGCAAGUUAAUUCAGGACAGCAGAAGAGAAACUAAAAAUGUUGCAUCUGGAAGCGGUGGGGUUGGAGAUGGUGGUCAAGAACCAACAACAGGAAACUGGCGAGGAAUGCUGAAAACUUCAAAAGCAGAAGAGUUAUUAGCUGAAGAAAAAUCAAAACCAAUUGCAAUUAUGCCAGCCAGUCCACAAAAAGGUCAUGCUGUCAAUCUGCUGGAUGUGCCGGUUCCUGUUGCACGAAAACUAUCUGCCCGUGAACAGCGAGACUGUGAAGUUAUUGAACGACUCAUCAAAUCAUAUUUCCUAAUUGUCAGAAAGAAUAUUCAAGACAGUGUGCCAAAGGCAGUAAUGCAUUUUUUGGUUAAUCAUGUGAAGGACACUCUUCAGAGUGAGUUAGUAGGACAACUGUAUAAAUCAUCCUUAUUGGAUGAUCUUCUGACUGAAUCUGAGGAUAUGGCACAGCGUAGGAAAGAAGCAGCUGAUAUGCUAAAGGCAUUACAAGGAGCCAGUCAAAUUAUUGCUGAAAUCCGAGAGACUCAUCUCUGGUGAAAAGAACUAUGUAACACUGAGACUGUUGACUCAAAACCUGCUAGUUACUGCCUACUUGAGUAGAAUUUUAUUUAUGAACUCCUGUGUAUUGCAAUGGUAUGAAUCUGCUCAUGUGAAGAUUGGCUAUACACUGAAAAAUAUACUCUGCAUUACAGAACAAAUCACACAUUUAAUCCAAAUAAUAAAUGGCUGUUUCUAAAGUUUCACAGUAUAUGUACAUAUAUAUAUAUAUAUAAUCUCUCUUUCUCGUGACAGUUUCAUUUGAAGAACUGUUGGUGUUCUAGUUGUACAAAGCAGUUUGCCUGUGGGUAAAGAUGAUCUGUGUAGUCUUUGUUAGUAGUCUUAAAGCUGCUGCAAUAGUUCUUUAAGAAGAAAACACGAAAACAUUUCAUGAGACUUAUAAUGCAUGCACUGUAUAAACUGACCUGGCUUUGAAAGAUGUGGGUUGGCAAGUUCCUCACAUAGUCACUGUAUUCCACCUGUCCUUCAACUUAGUUUUUAAAUAACUAUGCAGCUGCAGCCUUUGCUGUGUUAAUAAGAAAGCUGAAUGCACAAGAGGAUCUGGAAUACUGAUAAAGAUGCAGGGUACAUAUUGUGUAGUUACAUAGCCUUUCCACUUCUGGGUCCACACUGCCUAAUGCAUUAAAUAUUAAACUUAGACCUGAAAAAUAAUUUUCUACAUUGAAACCUUAUGGACUUGAAUUACUUCAUAGACUUAGUAAUGAUGGCCAGUUCCUUUCAGUUUUAGAAGAGCCAAUGACAAUUAAUUAAAUUCCCCUUACUUUGCAAAUAAAGUAGUAGUAGUUCAGAUACAUCUCUAAAAUGGGGCACUGACAUCAGGAUCCAAGAUUCACUUAAAAUAGACUGAUUUUUAAGCCCCACUUCAAUUUGUCGGUAAUAGGUACUUUUGGUCUAAUACCAACAAAAUACAUUAGAAUAGUGAUAUAAAAAUGCUGAUGGAACUUCGUUAUUUAAAGAAAAAUACACAGACACACACGCUCCUAAAGGCAUAUAGGAUAUAUGCAUUCAGGGGGUGAGAGUGAGGUUCACAAUAUAUUUAGUGAAAAUUGGCCAGGUGACUCUUGGUAUGAACUACAACAUUAAAAAUUUCAAGAUAUGUAGAAAUUCUUAAGACCUAUAGCUCCAUCUAACAGAUAACACAAUAAGUAAAAUUGCAAAUAUUAAACUUUCUUUUCAGGUUAUGAAGGAUUUACUGGCAGGAAAGAUAUGGUAUGUUAACUUAUGGUACCCAUUUAACUGAGAAACAACAGGCUUGCAACUGAUGGAUCCCAUACAUACAUAUAUAAAAUAACAAUUAAAAUCAGCCUGACAUAUGGUACUACUUUCAAUCUGUUUACAGUACCAGCUUGACAGUGGAUGCAUGCUCCCAAAAUGUUAGCACUCUCAAAACCAAAAUCACUUUUGUCACUGUAAACAUCAUUUUGAAAUUAUAGCCACCCAUGAUUUUUUUCCAGACAGAUGACUAUCAUUGUUGCCUUUUGAAUUUGUAAGAGAAAAAAAAAAAUUUACAAUGCACCUUUCUCCAGCACAGAUUACAAACUGAAAAUGUUAGCUUUAAAACAUGCUAUGGUAAUGCACUUGCUAGUAUACUACACAUUUUGUAUAACGGAAAAAAGAGGCAAGAAACUUACGGAAAGAAAGCAAGCCUUCCUUUGUGGGCCCUUAAACUGAGUGAAGUUUCUAAAGUGUGGAGAUGAUCUUUGGCAUAUUUAUAAAAGAUACCUGUAUGUUUUUGCUGUGUAAAUAAAAUUGCUGGUAUGAAAUGAUAUUUAAAAAGUUGGUCAAUAAAUGAAUUCUUUCUAACUUGUCUCAGAGAAAGGUUUAACUAGAGUUCUAAACUAGAUUUAAAGCUAAACAGUACAAUUUACAUUGCAACUAAGGUUUUAUGAGUUUUUCCUAUUAUUCUCUCACAAUCACCAUUACAUCUCCAUUUCUGCUUAUGGAGACAGUGACUUGUGCACCAAGUAAUCCAGGUAGUGGAUAGCUGGAAUCUGAACACAAAAGCCAAGGUUUGUAGUCUCUAAGGUUUUCAGAAGAAUUCUGAUCAUUUUGUGUGUUUCACUUGAUCCUUGUGGAAAUGAGAGUGCUAUCACCUUGAUUUUUCAGAUGUGGAAACAGUUCUGGAGAAUUAAUUUACCUAAUGUAUCCAGAGCUGAACUAAGUCCUGAUUCUAAAUUCUUUUAAGUCUGACCUGAAAAUUUCCCUUACCUCGGUGUCUUAAUGUUCUCACAAGAUUGCAUUUUUUGGUGAAAUAUUUAUAUUAUUUAUUUGUUUUUUUAAGUUUGCUGUUUACUUCAAGUUACAAUCUUCCUGGGGACAAAAAUUAAAA
Molecule: messenger RNA, 4705 nt
Organism: Sciurus carolinensis (gray squirrel)
Lineage: Eukaryota; Metazoa; Chordata; Mammalia; Rodentia; Sciuridae
Gene: Dnm1l
Product: dynamin 1 like
Exons: 21
Coding region: 106-2355 (749 amino acids)
Biological process (GO): mitochondrial fission; mitochondrial fragmentation involved in apoptotic process
Cellular component (GO): membrane; mitochondrion; cytoplasm
Molecular function (GO): GTP binding; microtubule binding; GTPase activity
Source: RefSeq, a predicted model, not a curated record